AUGAGCUUCGCACGUGUAUUCGUUUUUCUUCAACUCAUCACUUAUUGCUCAACGACACUUGGGAAAUGCCCACAAGGGUCACUGGAGUAUCUGGAACGUGCAGAGUGUAUCUAUCCGGUUGAUGCUGUAGCAACUUACUCCCAGGCAAGAAAAAUUUGCAAAAACUUUGGCGGCCAAAUCAUCACGAUUCGAGAUAUUUUUGAGAAUGUCAUGGCUGGCACACAGGCACAAACAACGCUCACCACAAACAGUCAAUCGUAUAUUGGCGUGAUUAAACAGACAAAUGGGACGUGGACAAAUGAUGACGGAACGAUGUUAGAAUAUCAGAAUUGGGCGACAGGCCAUCCUCUACCAAAUAUGGGCUGCACACUACAAAAUGCUCAAAGUUAUCAGUGGAUUUCCGUGGAUUGUGGUACCACCUCGUCGUUUAUUUGUUCAAUACCCGACGCUUCCCCGGCGAUCACCACAACAGCCUUUCAUCCAAUUUGCCACGCUGGUUGGGUGCCAUUCAACGGGAAAUGUUAUUACUUUUACGAUGCGGCUCUGGAAGACAGAAUGGUGUCGUCCACAAUUUAUGGAGCAGAGGAAACGUGUCAAUAUUACAAUGCCACUGUUGUUUCUAUUCACAGUCAAGACGAAUUCGACUUUCUCAAGGAGGAAAUUGCAACUGACAGCACGAUUGUUGCAACCAUUGAUUGCGCCAAGGAUCAAGCUGUUAUCGGUUUAAUUUGUGCCGGUUUCUACAAAGCAUGGACAGAUGAUACAUCCUUCAAUUUCGACGCAACGAAAAAUUGCACAGCUGGCACGAAUACGUAUGGGAUAAUCAACGACCCGCGAUGUCUACAAAGUGCUUAUUGGAGCAAUUGGGGAGAGGAUUUCUUCUACAACCGCUUCAUAUGCAAGAAA
Molecule: messenger RNA, 906 nt
Organism: Mesorhabditis belari
Lineage: Eukaryota; Metazoa; Nematoda; Chromadorea; Rhabditida; Rhabditidae
Source: the annotation of a GenBank genome assembly